Molecule: messenger RNA, 9017 nt
Organism: Epinephelus fuscoguttatus (brown-marbled grouper)
Lineage: Eukaryota; Metazoa; Chordata; Actinopteri; Perciformes; Serranidae
Gene: nlrc5
Product: NLR family, CARD domain containing 5
Exons: 54
Coding region: 156-5885 (1909 amino acids)
Biological process (GO): positive regulation of transcription by RNA polymerase II; positive regulation of MHC class II biosynthetic process; positive regulation of MHC class I biosynthetic process
Molecular function (GO): protein binding
Source: RefSeq, a predicted model, not a curated record
UGACUGCCUUUCCGCUAUUAUUUGAAUCGGAGUUGGUGCGCGAAAACGAAACCAAAACUAAAUCCCCUGCCUUUGGUUUCGUUUUUAAAUAAGAGAUACCCUGGCUGCAGAGAUAUGCAGUCUACGACAACAAUUGUUGCUGAUGGAGUCUGACCAUGGAUAAGGAAGUUGACCCUGACGAUGAAAAUGUGAACCUCGUCUUGGCUCAGGAAUCCUCAGAACUGCUCCACAUCAUUAGCAGUCAGUCACCAGCGAUCAUAAUGGAGCUAUGUCAAAUGAUGCCGAGUGAUGCUAGAUGGAAUAUCAACCAGGCUCCCACAACAGAACAAAUCAAAGCUAUGUUGGAGUACUUCAGGGUGGCCAGCGCUACAGAUUGCUGCAGCUUUCUCCAGAGCAUGUGUAUGUUAUGCGAGAACAUCCCCAUGCACCUGGAGUCGAGGCUCAUGUCAAUAGCUGGAUAUGCAAAUAAUAUUUCUGAAAAUUCCAGCCCCAGUUUAACGGAAGGGAAGUCGACAUCGCCGCCUUCAGAGCAGCAGCCCAUCAAACGCCCACGGAUUGAUCACUGGGAGCAGUACAUUGCUGCAGUGGUGAGUUUACUGCAAAGGAGGUGGGAAAUACUCAGUGAGCACCUGGUGAGGGAGGUCCAGCUGGAGAAUGUGUGGGUCAGCCUAAGGACAUCGAACAGAGGCAGGGACAGGCCUGAUCAAACCCCUGGCCCAGCAGACAAAGGGGGCAGAACACCUGAGCCUGAUGGAGAUUUUGGGUCUACGGAUUCCAGAGUGACAUUGGAAACCUUCCUCCAAGGAUGUGCAGGGAAGGUGACAGUUCUCGUUGGCCAGGCUGGAUCUGGAAAAACUCUGCUAAUGUCUUGCUUAGGACAGCAGUGGGCACAUGGACUAGGUCCUGUCCCUUCAUCCUACCUGUUUAUCCUGCUAGAGUUUCGUCAGCUCAACAUAUUGUCCCAUCCUCUCUCAGUGUCUGAGCUGCUAUUUCGACACUACCUCCCUCCAAAAGGAGGCGAUGAUGAAAAGAGAGCCAUUGUGCACUACCUCCUUUCCAAUCCAGAGCAAACCUGUUGGGUGCUGGAUGGCUAUGAUGAGUUUCACAGCAAACUCACCAGACAAGAGCUGCAGAGAGAGCUAUUGGACCCAGAAAAGCCUCUGCCUGUUGCAGAUCUCAUCUCAGCACUGUUAAAUCGUCAGCUUCUACCAGGAUGUACUGUGGUGGUCACCUGUCGAGCACGCGAUGUCAUUGAUUUGGAGGGCAUAUCAGAUAAAGUAGGGCAGCUGCUGGGGUGGGACCGCCACGCGAUCAAGGAGUAUGUGGACAACUUCUUUCGAGUCAAAGGUCACUCAGCAAACAAAGCUGUUGGAGUGCAGGCAGCAGAUCUGCUUCUCUCUAGUCGACACUUACUCGCCAUGUCAUACCUCCCUGCCCUCUGCAACAUCUGCUGUAUCUGUCUGGAGCAUUUACUGCUGGAAAGGGGAAACCCAAGAAAGAUGCAGAUACCAGAAGAAGCACUAAGUGAGACAAGGAGAAAAGCGGGAGUAAAAGACGAAAAAGGAGUACAGAUUCCAGGAGGAGGAAGAGAAGAGGGCAGUAGAGGAGGGAGUUACGUACAAAGGGGAGACCAAGGAGGAAGAAGGGGGAGUGAAGACAUAAUGAUGGAUGGGACAAAUGGUAGAGCCCAGUUGCCUCCUGUACAAGUCCAGAUACCCUCCACCCUCACCCAGGUCUACCUCACUGUUCUUGGAGCCUUUCUGAGCCAUGACCCUGAUAAAAGAGGAAGGGAUGACGAGCCAAAGACCACAAGAGUUCUACAGAGUCUGAGUCAGUAUCAAUCGGAGUUGUGUGAGCUGAGUCAGCUGGCCUGGAAAGGCUUGGAGGACAGCAAGAUCCUCUUCAUGGAAGAAGAUAUCACUCAGGAUGUUUUGAAGUUUUCAAUCAGGACAGGGCUCUUCUCACAGGUGGAGCUCAGACGUGAGGAUGGGAUGCUUGUCAACUGCUACUGCUUCAUUCAUCUGACACUACAGGAGUUUUUGGCUGCAAUCAGAAUCAUGACCAGCACUGAUGUUAGUGACAUGCAGCUCAAGAAGAGAUUCAGUCUGAGAACUCGCUGGACGACCAGGUCAGACCAGAGGACAGUCUUCACUGACUCCCUGCACCAGUAUGUCUGUGGUCUGGCUUCCCCACACUGCACUGCAGCCUUAGUUCAAUUAGCCAAGACCUCUGGUGGAACAGGAAGCCAAAGUUGGGUGCAACAACGACAAGCUCUUGUUCGAAAACUGCUUAAAAACCUCUGUCACAGCAACACCCUGACUGGACCAAAGAUAUUGGAGCUUUGCCACUGUGUCCAGGAGAGCCAGGACAACCAACUAGCUAAGGAGUUUGUGGGGACGAGACCCACCCUGGAGCUGCGCAACAUCUGGCUGUCACCUAAUGAUAUUGAUGCUCUGGCUUUUGUAGUUAACUCAGUAGGUGAUAUUGGCAUUGGAUUGGACUUUGGAGCAUGUUCAAUGGAGCUGGAGUGUUUAGAUGUGCUGCCAAGGUGUCAGUACAUUCAAUACCUCAGUUUUCGCAGCCGCAAGUAUGGUGACAAAUUUGCCGAGAAGCUGUCUUCCAUUCUGCCAAAAUUCACAACCCUGAAAAAACUAGAGUUUUGUGGUGCCAGUCUGACCGCCACAGGAGCGGCUUGUUUGGCCUCUGCUCUACAGAACUGUCCAGACAUAACUGAAAUCAAUCUGAGUGACAACAAUCUGAAAGAUAGAGGAAUCGAACACAUAGCAGAUUUUUUUCCCAAACAACCAAGACUGGUCUCAGUAAGGCUGGGUCGAAACAACAGCUCACUGGAAGCAGUGGACUAUCUUAUUGGGAAAAUGUCUUCCUGUUUGAACAUCCAGCACCUUCAUGCAGAUGGGAAGAAGGAAUUGACAGUAACUUUCUCCCAAAACUCUGAUCUGAUUAGCCAUAAAACUAAGUCUGAACCAACAAUCAGCUUGUUGAACCAGAAAUGGAGUAAGCCUGAGAUGCAAAAAAUUGCAGAGUCAUUGGCGCGUUGUCCUGCCGUGGCUAGCCUGGAUGUGUCUGGAGACCAUAUGGAUGUUGAAUGUCUGAGGAUGCUGACUCAGUUUUUGCCAAAGUUCAACGUCACCGACAAGAUCAUUGUGAAUGAGAGCUGCUCUUCAGUGGAGGGUUUGGUGGUUCUGACUGCUCUGCUGUCUGAUUGUCCUGCUGUGGUGGAACUUCACAUCAGACUACAGAGUCCUGUCCAGGCGUCCAUAGUGUUCUCUAAAGGAAGAGACAAACCUGCAAAUGAAAAAUCUAAAAUGCUCUGUCUCAGCUGCUGUGCUCUGCUGCCGACACAUCUGGAGAGAGUGUUGAGGAGUCUGGGAACCUCAUCUGAUCUCACUUUGUUGGAUCUGUCCAGUAACUGUUUGGGCAACAGAGGUCUGAGGAAACUGUUGGACGUCGUUCCUUGUCUUAGUAGCAUCCAGGAAGUAAAUGCCAGUAACAAUGGGAUUGGCAUGGAGGGAGUGGUGAUGCUGGCUGGUGCUUUGUGCUCCCAUAACAACUUAACACAAAUUCACAUCAGUGAUGGAGGCAGAGAGCGGGUGAUCUUGAAGUUCUGCCCUGACAAAAGGCAUGACAAACAGCAGCUAAAGAUGUUCAGGAUAAACAACAGCUGCCUCAUGCCAUCCGAUAUAACCACACUCUGUAAAAGACUGGUCCAGUGUCGCUCCCAUUUGGAGUUAGAUUUGUCUCACAGCUCACUGACAGACAAGGCUAUUGAGAAUCUGCUGAAAGUCCUUCCAAAGAUGGCGUCUCUGCAGAGAAUCAAUGUCAGCCACAGCGUCGCAUCCACAACUGAAGCACUGAUGUUGGUCAAAUGUUUGACUGUCAGUCAGCGAGUCACAUCUGUGGAGCUCAGGCCUGAGACUGAAGCUUUCAUCCAGUUUGACAGUGUGAAAUCAGAGCAAGCCAGCUGCAGGUUAACUCAUUGUAGCCUCAACAGUGACAACCUGGAGAAACUGCUCGAGAUCCUACAGCAGGGUCCUCAGCUGUCUGACCUGGAUUUGUCAAGUAACAAACUGGGAGAUGAAGGAGUCAAGCGUUUCUUGGAUUCUCUACAAGAGCUUAAAAUCACUAGCUACGCAAAUUUGAGCAACAAUGGCCUGACCCAGCAGGGGCUGUUGGAAGUGGCCAGCACACUGUGCACCUCUAACAACAUCUGCAGUGUGGAAGUCAGUUUGGAGGAAGAGGAGAGGUGUCUCAUCUGGUUUACACAAUAUGAAGGUUGUGUAAAAACGCUGAGUGUCAGAGAGAGCAGUUUGGAACGUGAUCAUCUGAUCAGAUUAGCAGAGAUCGUGUCUACCUGCCCCAGUCUGACCAAACUGGAUUUCAAGAACAAUUCCCUGCAGUCAGACUGGAUUGAAGACUUUGUGAAACUGUUUAACAGCAGUCAGAAAGGAUUCAGUGUCAGUAUUGAUGAACGUUGGAUCAGAGCUGAGGAAGCUGUCAGGUUGGUGUGUCGUUGUCUGGACGUCAGCAGGAACAUACAAACUAUCAGGGUUCACCACACCACACUACACCUGUCUUUGAUGAGGUCCACUGAACUGACCUCAGUCAGCCUCGUGGACUGUGCAGUAGAGGGGUACCAGCUUGAAUCUAUGAAGAGCAUCAUCCUGCGGUGUCCUUUACUGACAGAGCUGGAUUUUUCCCACAACAGCCUGGGUAUAGAGGGAGCUGAGUUUCUCUGUUCUGUCCUGCCCUCACUGCCACAUCUCACUGCUCUCAGUAUUGGGUCCAAAGAGGCUUGUGUGACUGUGGUUGAAAAGCUUUCCGAGGCCUUGCUGCAGGGUACAGCCAUUGAGUGCCUAAAUCUAUCAGGUCAUGUGAUUAGUGACACAGUAGCUCUGAUUAUGACCAGAAUGUUGCCCCGUCUGAGAUCACUCAAUCUGUCUCAUUGUGUGUGGUCAGUGGCGGGAGGGCUGCAGCUCAUUCAAAAUCUGGGAGAGUGUGACGUUCUGGAGGGCCUUUGUCUGGACUCCUUGAAACUGAAUGAGGAGAGCACGAUGUACCUGGCACAGGCACUAAGGAAUAUCAACUCUAUCCGCAGUCUCAAGCUGAAUAAGAUUGCCACAGUGAUGGGACCAUUAGGAGCAAAUGGUUUGCUAGAUCUCCUGGCUGCUACGGAGGGACUCAGACAAAUGGAGGAGAUAGAGUUGGAGGGCUGGAGGAUGGCUGAUAGAGGAAUAGAGCAGCUGACCAGACUGCUUCCUAUCUGGAAGGAGCUCAAGAAGAUCAGUCUAUCAAAGAACCUUAUCAGCGACCAAUCAGGAGACAAGCUACUGGAAGCUUUGAACAGCUGCAGUCACCUAGAAGAGCUCCAUCUGUGUAGUAACAGCCUUGGUGAUCUCACUGCUGCCAGGAUGGCCCUUGUUCUGCCAUCUCUGACACACAUCACUGUCUUGGAUCUUUCAGACAACAGUGUUGGACAUGAGGGGUCAGUGAAUCUGUCCAAAGCAAUGAUGCACAUGAAGAACCUCACCAAGAUUCAUCUGACCUCUGUUGGGACUUCAGAGCUGUGUGCUGUAGCUGCCAGCCUGGCCUGCUGUCCCCUCAUACAGGAUGUGGGUCUGGGAUGGAAUAAUUGUGGAGAUAAAGUGGCUGUGGAGCUGGCCAAAGUUAUGCCUGUCUGUCAGAAGCUGACCAGAAUAGAUCUGGAGUCAAACGCUGUGAGUGUUUCUGGAGCGGAGGCCCUGUGUAGAGCCUUACAGUUGUGUCCUGCCGUACAGCUCAUCAGACUGUGGAGGAACAGUGUCCCGUCCAGUGAAGCCCAGAGGCUCAGUCUGAGGGACAGGAGGCUAAAUUUCUCACCCACCUAACAUGAUGUGUAUCGUUGGACGGUGGCGGCGGCAGGAAGAAGAAACAUUCCACUUCAUCAAAACAUGCAGAGGUGAAUCACUGCAACCGCUUCAGCCAUACAGAAGUUAAAAUACGUUCUCCCUGCAGUAUGACCAUCAGAAAAGCAUGAAGAGUGAUGUUAUAAAAUCUCAGUGUAACAUUUUACGUUUAAAAAUCCUUAAUCUUUUGUGUGUCCGAUGACUGCAGCAAUUGGUGUCUGUAAUGGUGUGACUACUAUGUGGUCUACUAUUUUCUUUUUACUGUAUGAAAGAGUUCUCAUCCCCAAAAUAUAUUGGUGUUUAUAAUGUUAAAAGCCUCACUGGGGAAUGAUGUGAAUAAGUACAGUUGUACUGCUGAAUGUUUCUAAGGUAUUAUUUUUGAGAAAAGCAUCUAUUUUUGAGACUAUUUAAAUGUAUGAGUGCACUUAUUGGCCUCUAGUUUCACAGUAGUAAACAGGUGUAAUCAGCUGCCAGUGUGGCAAUGGUUACGUUUACAUGCACACUAAUAUUCCACUAUUAUUCUGAAUACGACAAUAUGUCGAAUUUGAUACGGGUGUAACAUGUAAACUGCAUGUAAACAGGAAUAUUGGUAGAAUAUUAAUUUUUAUUAGCCAUGUAAACAGCUUAGUAGGGAUGUUGUCUUUGGAAUUUGGGUAAAAGCUGGAAUAUUUUGCAUAUGUAAACGUAGUCAUUGACACAAUGUCCCUUUGUCAAUGGUUCACUGUCAGUGUGGUGAUGUCCUGUUGUUGGUAUCUUAUGAAUAUAACCUGAGCUUUAACCAGUGCACCACCAUGUGUGACAGGUUACUGGCAGACACGUCUCUGUUUCAGAGCCUUUGGGCAGGACACACAGGCAGACAUCUUUAUACUACAUUGAUAUCAUAUGAGAAAAAUGUUGUAAACUCACCAUACAGCAGAAUGUGUUGCUGUAUGAUAAGUCAAAUUAAAUUGCAGUGGGAUACGUACAGGAUGGACAGUAGAGACAACAGCGAAUUAAAAUAAGCAUCAAGAAUAAUCUUACAGCAACUCAUUCAAUCACAAAAAUAAAAUUUUGAGUCAGUAACUUUACAGCAGAAAUAAACAUGUUUACAGCCUGUUACAAAACAAACAUACAAAAAAAAACAGUUUUGUUCUCUAUGGUUAAUUUUCCCUCUUAAACACCCUGUACAGGGGUGAAUUUUUAAUUAACUCAGCCGUUUACAUUUUAAUGCCUAAAGUUAUGCAUAAUAAUGUGCCAGGGCUGACGUCAAAACCCAGAAGUUUAGCAUCGCGCUGGUUCCUGGAAGAGAAAGUGAAUGUGAUUUUUGCAUUGCGUUUUGGAUUAUGUCAGAAAAUAAGCUCUGUGGCUAACACAAGUUUAUGAUACUUACAGGUUUUGUUCAGUGAGAUUCACAUAUGAACACCUUUCAUUCCGCAUUUGAAGCUUAAAUGCGAUCGCCAGAAGUAAAAAGCUAACGUUAGGCUUUAACGAACUACAUGACUACUCCACGGUCGCAUGACUCUUGAUGUCACCGCCACUAAGCUUUCAACUGAUUUUGGCUGCUUUACUUUAAAAACAUUGUAUAAUAGUGUUUAAGCUAAAUAAGAAGCUGUAAUGGUGGACUGCCAGCACUCUCGCCUGUUCGGAGAUGAUGACGUUUAAUGUCCCCAACAGGGUUUGUAGUCGUAUUGAGCAACUUGUUAGCAACCGCCUUUUUUACAAUACGUAAAAGCUUCAAAAUUCACAAGUAGGGUAUUUACUGACGUGUUUUAUGUCGUAGAACAAAACCUGAAACUUGCUUAAGCUUUUGUUAAUCACAGACCUUAUUUGAGGCAUUUUACCAAAAUCCCAUUCAAAAAACGUAUUGACUUUUAGACAAGAGAAGUGCUAAAAGCGCUAACGGCACACUGGCACACUCUAUUAAGGGUGGCUGCUGUCUGCCGAUAGUGUCCUUGAAUUCUAAAUCAGAUCUGCCCAUGACUCCUCCAUAUCAGCUUCUUGCUUAAAUAUGGUCUUUUCAGGCUCCAACAUGUCAAGGUGGUGAGGGCUGUAAUGCCAAACUGACAAACCAGUCAACAAACCAAUUGGUGAUGUCUCAGAAGCUAUGUCCAAUAUAUUUACAGUAUGCGUUUAUUGUUUAUUUGUUUGCACAUGGAAAUGGAUUUGAUUACAUAAGCUUUUGGUUACCUCAAAAUACAAAUUUGAGGUUGUAUGACCCGUUGUUUUAUUUUCCAACAAUGAACUGUGUGUUUUCAGCUGUUGUGUUGAACUGAAAUUAUACAGAUGUCAAAGUGAUGUAAAACUGUGACAGGGUAUGAUCUCACUGUCUGAGAUAGCUGAUGGAGGGACAACCCACAAAAUUUAUUAAUUUGGAUCAGCCCCACCUUUUCAGUCUCAUUACUGUCAGACUUCACACCAUCCAACACUGCCAUGAACCUAGAGGCCAUGACGUAAAGAAUUCCUUGGUUUUUCAUUUGAUAAAAUUGUAUAAUAAUUUAUAAUCAUAUGUAUGCAGACUCUGAUACACUGAGGCACUUUGCACUGUAAUGUGUUUACAAUAAUUAGAGGCCACAUUAGUAAAAACACAAUAACUCAUGAACUCACAGUAAAGGAAGAGCUGAAAGGGAGGACCCCUCCCCCCUGUUCUCUGCUCUUAUGGUCAUUUUAGGUUGUGGUCACUAUCCAGUUUGCGUAUUUAUUUCCGAUGUUAUCAUGGGAAGUUAUUUAUUUAUGCAAUUCAAACUUUUAUGUUCAUAUGAGAUGAUAAUUAGAUUGAACAAGAGGUGUGAAACACCACACGCUAAGAGUAACAGAUGAGAGUCUCAUCUCAUCUCUAAUUAUUUUUUUCUGCUGGAAUAUGUUAUGAUGAUGCUCUUACACUGAGAUGAAUGCACCUUAUUUACUUCCCCUUUCCUCUAUGUAUUAUUGUCUAGCUCAGAUCAUUCAGUUCCAUUAUGAUCUUGAGAAAAACACAACAUGAGCACAGACAGGAAUGACGUGUGGUACUGUAGCUCAUCUGUUAUAAAUGGAUUUAUUUUAUAUUUUGUGUUAAGAUUUUACUUCUCACAUGACAAAUUGCCUCUGUCCUUGACAUUAAUUCAUUCUGACUUGCACUGAAAUGUCAGCUGACAUUAA